Molecule: messenger RNA, 762 nt
Organism: Phytophthora sojae
Lineage: Eukaryota; Oomycota; Peronosporomycetes; Peronosporales; Peronosporaceae
Exons: 1
Coding region: 1-762 (253 amino acids)
Source: RefSeq, a predicted model, not a curated record
AUGGGCCUGCCGCUUAUGUCAUCGGUAGUGUUCCCUUUCUCCCUGGCAGCGGGUCUCGGAGGCAGCCAUGCGACUACGACUUGGAACCUGGCAGAUUUUGUAAGUCGACUGACGAGCGAGCUGCCGAUCUCGACGCUGUAUGGGGUUAUAGCUGGUGAUGCCACUCAGCUGCACCAGGUCCUGGCACACAUUGGUUUUGCGUUGUUUAGCGGCGUCGAUGUCCCGCGAGUGACCAGGCCCAGCAUCCGUACGUGGGCGCAAGAUCUGGUAGGCGAACUGCGCCGCUUGUUGCGCUUGCACGCGCUGCCUGCCGACGUGCUUGACCAAGUUAAUGGAUCCGUUGAACGGCGAUCGGCGCUGGGAAACGAACUGCUUCGUGUGAUGGAGCCGUUCGUGCCUGACCUCGUUGACUUCCUCGUUCGUGCUACAUCUGCGAGUCGAGCCGCUGCAUUCGGUGCUAGCAGCGCAACUUUCUUGCGUACGAUGGCGCAAGAGGUUGUUCGUCAAUUGCGCUCCUACGCACGAGGCGACUCGACUGAAUCUGAAGAUGAAAGUGAUGAGCGGUUGAAGCGUUUGCUGCGAGGGCUGCUCGUGUGGCUGGGCAUGAACGAGCACGUGGCCAGCUUUGCCGUUGACAGCUUGUGGUGCUGGACUGAAGGAGACAACACUACUGCUCGUCGUGGGCGUACUCGUCAACGCGAGGAGGGUGACAGCGAAGCUGGCGUUACCGAGUCGCCUGCUGCUAAGCGACGGCGUGAGUAG